GGCGGAUCCUGUAAGUACUCGUAUAAUUACCUGCCGUUCCCUUUCUUUGUCGCCAUUGUAACUCUUAUACCAUCGGUUCUACAUACUCCCUGUCACUCUCCUACUGCCGACCAAUAUAUCCAGUAUGUCUCCUUCAAAAGUAUCCACAAUCACGUUUGACUCCUUCCACAACAUUGUGGACGGCCAGCAGCGCGGUGGAAAAGAGAAGCACCAUGGUGUGAACCCGGCAACCGGUGAGGAGCUGUGGGAGGUACCCGUUGGUAGCCAACAAGAUGUCGACGAUGCCGUUACGUCCGCACAAAAGGCUUUCGAAUCAUGGAGCCAGGAGACAGUGGAGAGGCGGAAGGAGCUGCUGCAGAAGUACUGCGACCACUACAUGUCAUACAGCGAUGAGAUGACCGAUCUGCUUUGCGCAGAGACGGGCAAACCGCGGCAAUUCGCCGAAUGGGAGGUCAAGGGAGUUGCGCUCUUCUUCAACCACCACAUGAACUUGGAACUGCCGGAGGAACGCAUUGAGGACGAUGAGAAGGUUCUGCUCACCCGAUAUACUCCGCUCGGUGUGGUUGGCGCCAUCUGCCCGUGGAACUUCCCCCUGAUCCUCAGCUUGGGCAAGGUUAUCCCAGCGCUCCUGACCGGCAACACCAUCAUUGUCAAGCCAUCGCCGUUUACGCCGUACACCACGCUCAAGGCUAUUGAGCUUGCACAGGACAUCUUCCCACCAGGUGUCGUCCAGGCCAUCGGCGGCAGUGACGCUCUUGGCCCGAUGCUUACAGCACAUCCUGGCAUCCAGAAAAUCAGCUUCACUGGUUCGAUCGCGACUGGCAAGAAGAUCAUGGCUGCCUGCGCUCCGACUCUCAAGCGCUGCACCCUUGAGCUCGGCGGCAAUGAUGCAUCAAUUGUUCUUCCGGAUGUUGACAUCAAGAAGGUUGCUCCGGAGCUCGUUAUGGGCGCGUUCCAGAACUCUGGCCAGGUUUGCGUUGCUACCAAGCGUAUCUACAUCCACCAAGACAUCUACGACGAGAUGCUGAAGGAAAUGGUGAACUUCACUAAGACGAUCAAGGUUGGCGCUCCUGGCUCCGGUGCUCUUCUUGGACCAGUUCAGAACAAGAUGCAAUACGACAAGGUCAAGACCUUUUUCGAGGACACAAAGCGCAACGGCUACAAGUUCGCCGUAGGCGAGCCUGAUGUUGCGAAGGGCAACGGCUUCUUCAUCCAACCCACCAUCAUCGAUAACCCACCAAACAACUCUCGAAUCAUCGAAGAGGAGCCGUUCGGACCAAUCGUGCCGACUCAGCCAUGGACAGACGAAGAGGAAGUCAUCAAGCGUGCCAACAACACCAAUACCGGUCUUGGUGCCUGCGUGUGGGGCAAGGAUGUCGAGCGCGCUGAGCGCAUUGGCAAGCGGCUACAAGCUGGCUCCGUCUUCGUGAACUCUUGGGAGAAGCCGACACCGCAAGCUAUCUUCGGUGGCCACAAGGAGAGCGGCAUUGGAGGUGAAUGGGGCCAGGAAGGCUUGAAAUCAUUCUGCAACCCGCACGUUCUCCACACCUACAAGUCGAAGUGAGUGCCCGCUUUAGGCAAUGUUUCCGAGUUUUUAUGAUGUACAGAGACGCAUGUACCUAGCCAGAUACCAACAACACACGUGCUCGAGGGCAUCAUGGCAUUUUGCUACGCCGAACUGCGUGCGGGCUGUUUUGAUCGUACUUCAUAUCCUGCACAUUGGAGGUUUGCGAGUGUUUGCUCGGGUAACUUUGACGACCUGCCAUGAUUAAUGAGAUUCGCCGAAUGCAGCUGGAAUCUACACCCUCGCACUCGUCACAUCGUGAUGGAAGACUGACCAGGAAGAAGAGAUGGAGUCCCGGCCAUAGGGCAUCCUAAAUGGCCAUGUUGUCAUAUUAGAGUGCUGACAGA
This is a messenger RNA of Baudoinia panamericana UAMH 10762, 1911 nucleotides long. RefSeq lists its product as uncharacterized. The record is from RefSeq and is a predicted model, not a curated record. The transcript is spliced from 4 exons. Gene Ontology annotation, molecular function: aldehyde dehydrogenase (NAD+) activity. Bases 125 to 1564 code for a protein of 479 amino acids. Lineage: Eukaryota; Fungi; Ascomycota; Dothideomycetes; Mycosphaerellales; Teratosphaeriaceae.